CCCGAGAGAGGAGACGAAUAACGGUACACACUCCAAUAUUUAUGGAGCCGAUGCCCGCAUAUAAGUGCACCACAUCCACUCUCCCGGUGCAUACGUGAAUACAUGCGUUUGGAGACGGAAGCGGGGGACGGCGUUUCGGGGAGACGAACACAAGCGGUCCACCAUUGUCUGCGUAGAAAUAAGAAUGGCCUGGAUGUGGAAGAAGAAGUCAUUGAUCGCCACCAGUCUGAUCGUGGCGGUGUCGCUCUUCGUGGUGGUGGUGAACUACUCGGAGAAGCCGUACUUCCUGCUGAAGCCGGUGUUGGAUCAGACGUUCAGCAGCCACUGGAUGUUCUCCAAGCAGCCGUACAAGGCCUUCAAACCUCACCUGGGCUACGUUAGCAUCCCCAAACAGGAACCUCUGAAGCUGCAAUGUGAGCUCUGCAGCAUCGUGUCCAGCUCCGGCCAGAUGUUGGGCCAGGCUGCCGGGGCGCAGAUCGAUCGCUCUCCGUGCAUCUGGCGGAUGAACAACGCGCCCACGCGGGGUUUCGAAGUUGACGUCGGCCAGCGCACCACGCUGAGAGUGGUCUCGCACACCAGCGUCCCCCUGCUGCUGCAGAAGCCUCAGUACUUCUUCGGACAGGCCAACGACACCGUCUAUGUGGUGUGGGGGCCGCUGAGAAACAUGAGGAAGGACGGGAAGGGCAUCGUGUACAACAUGCUGCGACAGGCGGCCGAGAACUACCCGCAUGCACGCAUCUACGUCACCACAGAGGAGAGGAUGAACUACUGCGACAUGGUCUUCAAGAAGGAGACGGGAAAAGACCGGAUCCAGUCCGGCUCCUACCUCAGCACCGGCUGGUUCACGCUCAUCCUCGCCAUGGACAUGUGCAAAGAGAUCCAUAUCUACGGCAUGAUAAAUGACACCUACUGCAAGACGGAGGGCUACAGAAAGGUUCCCUAUCACUACUACGAGGCGGGCAGCCGGGACGAGUGUGCGGAGUAUCAGCUCCACGAGAGCGCCCCGUACGGCGGCCAUCGCUUCAUCACGGAGAAAUCUGUGAUUGGCAAGUGGGCCAAAACUCACUCCAUCAAGUUCUUUAACCCCCCAUGGACGCUGUCGUGACCCUGGCUGAACCGACAAGGAAAUAUUACACCGUCAUCGCCAUUAUCAUCAUCUCUGUCGCCUGGGGACCAGCUGGAUCGCUACACUGACAGAAAGCCUGUUCCCUAAUGUGCACAAACAUCACACUUUGGCACAUAUUCCACUUCAUAUCCAUUAGAGAAGGUUGUUCGAUGGCUGCCUGUCAAGUGCUGAAUGGAGAACAUCCAGGAAGUGUGUUUUCUGACAGGAAGCCUUUCCUGUUCAAUUGAUAAACAUGGCCAGCAAAAACAUAUCUCCUGCUUCUUGAAUUUGAAAGCUGCCGAGUUGUUCUGUUCACUGACCAGCCGAUCCUCUCUGCUCUGUGAGUUCAGCAAAGGACGGCCUCGAAGAAUCACUUUGAAAAGAAAAAACAACGGAGGGAAACAACAGGAAGUUACAACUGUCCGUCAACUCUCGGUGACCUCACGGAUCACGCGUUUGCAGGCGCUCUACAUGGCAGAGGCUGAAUUAAAACGCUGAAGAAGAGCUCCUGUUGCCAUGGAUGCCUGUUGAUCUCGCCUACUCUGUUUCCUCCUGUCAGGCUGUAAUUCAUCCAUACUGUAACACGCAUCAUUCAGGCUUUCGUCUCUGACUGAUAAUUGAGGGCAUUUUUCGCCGACAACAGCUUCAACAAACAAGGUCAUUUGAAAAAGAAAACCGCAAAAAACUCAACGGUAAACAAGAGUCAUGGCUGUAAAUCGUCUGUUCACCGUCAUGCUUUGCUGUCUGUAAACUCACACAACUGAAAGAUGUCAGCUGUUUUUUUUUCUCUCAUAACGCUGUGAAACUUUUUAAGAGACACGUUCCGGCUCGAUCUGGAUCGGUUGCUAAUUUAUUCAUCUCUUCAGCAACUCUCUGUAACAGUGUGCCAUUGACAAUGUGAGCAUCACAGCACAUAGAGCAAUGUGCAAUCACAAACUCACAGAGGGAGUUGGAUCAUUUGUGUGACCCCCGCAGAGGGAGAGAUUUAUGUGUGCAGUGAAACCAUUGGAAGUUAAUUGUAUUCCAUUAUCAUUUUGUGCCUGCGAUACACUCAUUGUACAGAGACGGAGGAGGAGGCCGCUCCUCUCUCCAUCGCUCAUUUUCUCAUCUCAGCUUUGUGCCUCUUUGUGUACACGAUCACUGUGUGAACACAUCUGCCCGUUUGUCUUUGAACGCAGCGUGCAUGUCUCCUGAUUCAGGUCGUAACAUUUGAAUGCAUCAGUUUCCAGCGCAGUGAGGAAUAAUCAGUGAGGUGUGUAGGUCAGCUGGUAUCAGUGGAGAGACUCUCUGGCUGUGACCAUGACUCCCUUUCCUCACCCCCCCCCCCUCGACAACAUUAGCCUCAGGCGUCUGCAACUUGUACACAACAUUUAUUGACGCAGGAAGCAAGCUAACAGCAUCCGCUAGUAUUAAUGUACCACUGGUGGACAUUUAUUCAAGUUUUUGCUGAUGUUAAAAAGUGAUGUAAUCGACUUCCUGUCGCUUCUUCAGACACGUGUUCUGGUGGUUUUAGAUUGGCCUUCUAAUCAAAAUGUAUAAUCAUGCCAGAACAACAUCAUUAUCGUGUGUUGUUUCAUCGUGAAUGAAAAACAAACCAAAUUGUCCUUCCUGGAUCCAUUUGUAGCCCAAUUUGAAAUCUUCACUGUUCCUCACAGCGGAAACACUAACGACACGUUUUUUGUUGUUGUUAAUAACAUUAAAAUCAUGACAGACUCA
Molecule: messenger RNA, 2821 nt
Organism: Trematomus bernacchii (emerald rockcod)
Lineage: Eukaryota; Metazoa; Chordata; Actinopteri; Perciformes; Nototheniidae
Gene: st6galnac3
Product: ST6 (alpha-N-acetyl-neuraminyl-2,3-beta-galactosyl-1,3)-N-acetylgalactosaminide alpha-2,6-sialyltransferase 3
Exons: 5
Coding region: 185-1105 (306 amino acids)
Biological process (GO): ganglioside biosynthetic process; oligosaccharide metabolic process
Molecular function (GO): alpha-N-acetylgalactosaminide alpha-2,6-sialyltransferase activity
Source: RefSeq, a predicted model, not a curated record